This is a messenger RNA of Sarcophilus harrisii (Tasmanian devil), 1117 nucleotides long. It is a transcript of the gene LRRC10B, whose product is annotated as leucine rich repeat containing 10B. Gene Ontology annotation, molecular function: protein binding. NCBI's taxonomy places the organism in Eukaryota, Metazoa, Chordata, Mammalia, Dasyuromorphia, Dasyuridae. The transcript has a single exon. The coding region runs from base 68 to 1072 and encodes 334 amino acids. The record is from RefSeq and is a predicted model, not a curated record.
GGCCCGAGCGCGGGCAGGGCGCCCGCCGCCGGCGGCCCCCGCUGCUCCCGGGGGCCAUGAGCGCAGGAUGGGCAUCGCCGAGUCCACGCUGGACGAGCUGCCGUCGGACGUGGCGGAGCAGCUGAGCAACGGCGAGCAGCUGCUGGAGCUGAGCGGGCGGCGGCUGCGGCGCCUGCCCGCCUCGGUGUGCGCCCUGCUCGGCCUGCAGAGGCUCUACAUCAGCGGCACGGGCCUGCGCGAGCUGCCCGACGAGAUCGAGGAGCUGCGCGAGCUGCGCAUCCUGGCGCUGGACUUCAACAAGCUGGAGCACGUGCCCGAGGCGCUGUGCCGCCUGCCGCGCCUCAGCCGCCUCUACCUGGGCAGCAACCGGCUGCUGGGGCUGCCCGCCGACUUCGCGCAGCUGCAGAGCCUGCGCUGCCUCUGGCUCGAGGGCAACUACGUGCGGCGCUUCCCGCGCGCGCUGCUCAGCAUGCCGGCGCUCCAGUCCCUGCAGCUGGGCGACAACCGGCUGCGCGGCCUGCCCGCCGAGCUGCCCAGCAUGGUGGGCCUGCGCGGCCUCUGGCUCUACGGCAACCGGCUCGAGGUCUUCCCCAACGUGCUGCUGCGCAUGGGCCGCCUGCGCAUCCUCGACGUGGACCGCAACCAGCUGGGCGGCUUCCCGGACCUGCGGCCGCUGCGCGGGCUGCGCGUCUUCUCCUACGACCACAACCCGGUCACGGGCCCCCCGCGGGUCCUCGACACCGUCUUCCUGGUGGGCGAGGGCGCCGUGGAGCGUAUGGCGGAGCGCGACGAGCCGCCGCCGCCGCCCCGGCCCCCGCGCCCCCGUCCAGCCCCGGCCCCUGCCCGGGCGCCCAGUCCUCCGCCCGCCGUGCGCGCGGAGGGGAGGGAGGACGAGGAGGUGGAGGAGGACGAGGAGGAGGCGCGCGAACUGGACCGGGAGGAGGAAGAGGAGGAGGAGGAGCUGCAGGAGGAGGAGCAGGAGGAGGAGGAGGAGGAGGAGGAGGAGGUUGCUCUCUGUGUAGGGCACAAGCCCCCGGGCCUAGGGAUCUCCAGGAAAGGCGAGCCCACCUGAGCCCCCCAGGCCCUGACUCACUCGACUUUGCUUCUUUCCAGGCCC